CCUCUCUCUCUUUCUCUCUCUCUCUAUAUCUCUCUCUCUCUCUAUAUAUAUAUCUGAAAUUCCCCUCUUCUCUCCAUUCAAACCGCCAAUCAAUCCCUGUAAUUUUACCGGAAUUCCCCCAAAAUAUGAAAUCCCCCUAAAUUUUUGAAUGGAAACCCUAACCCUAACCCUAGCUUUGUCCCCAAUUACUCCGCUUAGAUCCUCAAAAUGCAGACUUCUUGCUACCCCCUUUGCAAAUUGCCGCUUCUCCCUCUUCUUUUCCGGUGGCUAGUCAAUUGAUUCCUGAUUUUCUUACUCCUGAUCAUUAAAUUCGGCAGCUGGUGCAGUUUUCUGUACUUUCUCUGAUUUGCGUUAUUCUUCUGUCUUUUGAAUGAUUUGCGUAUUUUAGGGUUAUGAAAUAAUCAUUUUCCUUUGAGGCGUCAAUACUGACUUCGGUUGGAUAAAAGAUCAAUAGAGUAAGCAAAAAACAAGCAUAAAAUAAGGGUAGGUAGGAGAACAGGAUUUAUUUUGUCUAUAUACUUAUACUUGUAUCUUUUUCAUAUAUACACAUCACAUCAGAUAUUUGUGUAGAGAGAAGGGAGAAGGAUGGGUAGCUCAGAAACAGGAGGAGGAGGAGGAGGAGGAGGAGGAGUUGUGGAUUGUAGUGUGGGGAGUAUAGUGUGGGUUCGAAGACGAAAUGGGUCUUGGUGGCCUGGUAAAAUACUCGGUCCCGAAGAGCUGUCGUCUUCUCAUAUAACAUCUCCACGUUCUGGAACUCCAGUCAAGCUUCUUGGGAGGGAAGAUGCUAGUGUGGACUGGUACAAUUUGGAGAAGUCAAAACGUGUAAAGGCGUUCCGAUGUGGUGAGUUUGAUGACUGUAUAGAAAGGGCUGAAGCCACGCAGGGUAUGCCUCCAAAGAAAAGAGAGAAAUAUGCACGCCGGGAAGAUGCAAUAUUGCAUGCACUUGAAUUGGAGAGGCAAUUAUUGGAGAAGAAAUAUGGAAAAUUGGGAAAUUCUCCUAAUGCUAGGAUCAAAAUGUCACCAGAUGCUGUCACUUCUUCAGAGUACUUGGAAAAUGGAGGUGGGAAUCAAAAAGAUCCGAGAUCUGAUCUGCUAUCUGAGAGGCUUGGUUCAUCUCUUGCAGAGAAGAAUGUGAUAGACAAGCAUCCACAAGAAGAGGCAGUCAGGGAGGGAAAUCAAUUGAGUGGAGAUGAUGAUAGUGCCGGUGUGCUACCUCGGAUGAGAGGCUUGCAAGACUUUGGGCUUCGCACUGGUGCACCAACGAGAGUGGAGCUUUCUGGAGUUGCAUCUCGAGCGAAGAGGAGUAGAUAUGCUUACCUGCAAUAUGAUUCUGGGGAUUAUUCAAAUGAUAAUCAGACUCUAUCCUCCCAGAUGGAGAUACCAGUUUCCAAAUUUGAAGAAAGUGGCUAUCCUGCUGAUGUGGGUGAAGAUCACAUUUCUGGGUCUACGGAGGAUACUGAAACAGAUUGUUCUGAAACUGAUUCCCUGGAUUCUGAUUCAGAUGACGAGAUGACUGCACUUUCUGAUGGCUCUGCCUCUAUAGAAUUGCGACCUAAAUAUCCACGGAUAAUUGAAGCACAAGAAGAGCAUGGAAGCAUUAGCAGUAGUGAUGACCUUGAUGAAUUAGCAUUUGUUGAUGGCUUCUCCCAUGGCCGUGUAUCAACCAGUGUGGGGGUUUCGAAAUGGCAGCUCAAAGGGAAAAGAAAUAACCGCAAUCUUGGAAAAAGGUCUCUCGACAGAACUGAUGCAGAAGUUUCCAGAGCUUAUAUGACCAGUAGAAAUUCCAACUGGACCAAUAAUGGUUUCAAGGCUGAUUCGAUUGAUAAAAGUUUUAGGACCCAUAUAUCCAGAUAUGGUCCAACCAGCCAGCACAGUUCUAGUGAUAUUGCUGAUUUGGAGGGCUUAGCUUGGAAUAGCCCAUCAUCCAUGAGAGGUUAUUGGGAGGACCGGCAGGAGUAUGUUGAUCCUUUGCUUGUCGCGAGGCAUCGUUUUGGUGGUAGGAUCACUCUGAUAGAUGUGGAUUUGAAAGUUCAGGCCAACAACUAUCGGAGGGAUGUGCCCAUGAUUUCAUUGAUGAGCAAGUUAAAUGGACAUGCUAUAGUAGGUCAUCCCAUCCAAAUCGAAGCUCUUGAAAGUGGUUUGUCGGAAAACCUUCUUUCUGCAACUGAUUAUUUUAUCCCUGAACCCCUGGAGAGUCCUACUGCACUUCCUUCGGUAUGGAAGACUGGUCGUAGGACAGCAAAUUUCCGUGUUCCACGCCCAUUUUUGUCGUCGACAUUGAGUGGGGACAGUAAGCAACAUGCUCAAUCCGGUGAUGAGAACAGAGAAGUUAAAUGUGGAUCAGAUCAGGGAAGCAUCAGUCAGAAGGCAAAUAUGAUGGGAAAGAGCUUAUCCCAGUAUCCGGUGGAUAGGAAAUUCUCGAGAAAUUCACCUAAGAAAAAUAGUCCAUCCUCCAGUCAGAAGAUAAGAACACUUUCAUCAAUUGCAUUCGAAGAGAAGCAGCAGAGUGAUCCGAGAAGUGGUGGGCUCAUCAAAAGCGAAAACGCACCCACGACCAUAGCUUGCAUACCUGUUAACUUGGUAUUUAGUAGGUUACAUGAGGAGUUGGUUGGUCGCCAUCACUAAUAAAAUGCGGGGGUGUGUGGAUUAUAUAGAUAUGGAUUGGUAGUAGGUGCAUGUAAAUUUUAGGAGAGCAAUAAUUUAAUUAACCUCACUGUCUUCUACCUGAAGCCCCAUUUGAUUCUUGAGUUUUUGGCAGAAAAAGGAAGGCCUGGUCUUGUUGUGUAGUUUGAGAUGACAAAUGUAAAUUGGUGCAGCAGAAAUGAAGGCGCGAACAAUUAUUGAGGAAGAGUGAGCUUUGUAUGGCAUCAUAAGAAGGUGCUUUGAUUUGCAGGAGAUAGGAACACAUAUUGUAGAUUUUAUACUCAUGGAAUGUACAUCAGUUACUAAUUUU
Molecule: messenger RNA, 2953 nt
Organism: Sesamum indicum (sesame)
Lineage: Eukaryota; Viridiplantae; Streptophyta; Magnoliopsida; Lamiales; Pedaliaceae
Source: RefSeq, a predicted model, not a curated record